Messenger RNA from Dichomitus squalens LYAD-421 SS1, 2747 nucleotides. RefSeq lists its product as uncharacterized. The record is from RefSeq and is a predicted model, not a curated record. Gene Ontology annotation, molecular function: oxidoreductase activity, acting on the CH-CH group of donors. Bases 32 to 1825 code for a protein of 597 amino acids. Lineage: Eukaryota; Fungi; Basidiomycota; Agaricomycetes; Polyporales; Polyporaceae. The transcript has 12 exons.
AAUCAUUCGCAAUCCUCGUAUCAGUGUUGCAAUGCGUAUCGAAGAGGGAUUCCAGCCGGUUCCUUUCGAGGAAGGAAAUCCAUACGCCACCGACCCGGCCCUACCUUCGCUUUUGAAGCGCAUCCUUCCCCGUGAUGUGUUCAGGGAUGUUGACGAAGACCUGGAACGCUUCGGCGGAGAAGUGCUGACAACUUUACGAGAGACGAGCAAGCUCUCCACUCCACCCCAGCUCAUCCAGUAUGACAAUUGGGGCAGGCGCGUUGACGAGCUCCGGACUUCGGAAGGAUGGCGUCGCAUGAAAGACAUCUUUCAUCGCGAAGGGCUUGUUUCGAUCGCGUACGAAAGGAAGUAUGGUGAACACAGCAGGCCAUACGGCUUUGCCAAGCUCUUCCUUGCCACCGCCGACUCCGAUGUUACAGACUGUCCAAUGAGCAUGACAGAUGGCGUCGCCCGAGUGAUUGAGCUUAUCGGGUCUGAGACCCUGAAGCGAGACGUUCUCGCAAGGCUCACCAGUCGGGACCCUGCCGCAGCGUACACCGCUGGACAAUGGAUGACCGAGCGGCCUGGAGGUUCCGACGUAUCGCGCACAGAGACGGUGGCUGUACCAGAUACAGCCUCCCAGCACGACGAGUACGGACCCCGUUACAAACUCGAUGGCUUCAAGUGGUUUUCGUCGGCGACAGACAGCGAUGUCGCGCUUGCACUCGCGCGUACUGGCCGGCCAGAGGACGGCUCUCGUGGGCUGUCCCUCUUCCUGGUUCCCGUCCGCCUCCCGCUCGUUCGCGACCCCGGAGCUCCACGGCCGUCGGCCGUUACGAACAACAUAUUCAUUCACCGUCUCAAGAACAAAUUCGGCACCAAGAUCGUCCCGACGGCCGAGCUCUCCAUCAACGGCGCCCAAGCGUUCCUCCUUGGAGAACCCAACCAAGGCGUGAAGCUCAUCACGCCUGUCCUCAAUAUCACGCGCACCCAUUCCGCCGUCGGGUCUGUUGGGUACCUCCGCAAAUGCCUCGCGAUUGCGACCGCAUACUCGAGCGUGCGGAAAAUCCGCAGCGGGACGCAGCUGCUGAAGGACACGCCGUUGCAUGUGGCCGAACUGGCGAAGCUGCAUGUGUUGUAUCGGGCGCUGUUGCAGCUGACGUUCGGGUCAAUCGUGCUGUUGGGAAAGGCGGAGUGCGGGGUGGCGAGUGAGAGCGAGGGGCUGAGGCUGAGGUUGCUUACGCCUGCCAUCAAGGCGUUCACCGCCGAGAAGUGCGUGACCGCCAUGGAGGAGUGCAUGGCCUGCCUUGGAGGCGAAGGAUACAUGGAGGAGAAUGGAAUCGCCAAGUUGAUUCCAGACGGCAUCGUGGAGAAGAUUUGGGAGGGCACGAUCACCGUGCUCUCCCUCGACUUGGUCCGUGCGGCCGAGAAGUCAACUGCGAUGGAUGCAUUCGUGAAGUGGGCGCACGAGGUCCUGCAGUCGUGCUCCAGAUCGCUCUCCGAACCUCUGGGCGGUCCCUUAGCCUUCCUUCGCCUCGCCGUUGACGAGCUAGCGAAUGCCUAUAAGGGACCGAUCCACCCGCUUCUCCCCCGGCCCGCCUUGUUCCUCUUCUGCCAUGUCGCAUCAAGCCUCUAUCUGCUCGAGCAAGCCAUCUGGGCCGUCAAUGAAGGGGAGCCCGAGGCUCAGAACGACGUGGAGGUGUUCCGCCGUUGGGUUCUGGAGGGUGGCCUUGACACAGCCUUGGAGAACGUCCGCAGGACAAAGAAAUUGCAGAAGGACCGCGUUCAGUCCGACGUUGCGAUUGUCUACGGAUCAGGAGGUGGACGAACGGCGGCAAAAUUGUGAGCAUGGCCGUUCGGGUCUAAUGCCUCUUCAUACCGUCGUCUUCAAGCAAUUUAGCUUCCUCAAAACAAAAGACCAAUUGCAUAACAUACGUACGCGACAGCCUCUGUCUGCGAUUAUGUCCAAUGAAAGUUAUAUGCUUCUCUGUCGUAACUAUUAUACAAAACAUCGCGACAGCUUGAGUAGAGCUACAGUGUACAUCAUUUAUACAUCUUGUCGAUGUCGAAGACUCGCAAGGAUGAGUACUAUCUGAGCUAACCAGCGUAAGGCACGAUAUGACAGCCCAGAAGACCCCGCCCACCCCAUCCUCGUCUUGGGGUGAGCGUCAGCGUCACCCUUUGGUCGCCCGAUCGCAUGACCUCGAUCGCAAGUUGUUGGUUUUCUUGCGCGGAAACCAACUCUGCCAGUGGCUGCAAUGACGAAGAAGUGAAGGACGCCUUAGUAAGGGGCCCAAACGACAAAACGAGGUCGUCUCGCCGCAAUCCUGCUGAAGCAGCAGGGCUGCCGGGCGCAACGCCGUCCACCUUGGCGAAAGGCUCAGAGACAGUACCAGGAAGACUCGACGAGACGGGCUGUGGGGGUUGUUCCCUCGCGAGCGUGCUAGGAUCGAAGACAUUCUGCAGAGCAAGGCUGAUGUUGUUCAGUAGUGCAUUGCAAUCAUUCCUGAGCUCAAUGAUCUUGACGCGAGCAUGGCGAACGGCCCAGACGUCAAUGUCCGCCCGAGGGAAGCCUUCCGGGUCGACGAGCGGAGUGUCCAUGUUCACGCCAUUGCUCUGCAAAACAGAGAAUUGUGCCUCCAUCUCCUCCUCGAUCGCGUCCUUACGCGCCAUGAGGCCCCGUACAUGUUCCGCAGCUGGGUUAUUGUUCAUUCGCGGUGGUAGAGUGAAUCCCAUUACAGAUGGCGGGAAGGGAAGAGGUGAAAGAG